Messenger RNA from Aegilops tauschii subsp. strangulata, 1195 nucleotides. RefSeq names its product aquaporin PIP1-5. Gene Ontology annotation, molecular function: channel activity. Gene Ontology annotation, biological process: transmembrane transport. Lineage: Eukaryota; Viridiplantae; Streptophyta; Magnoliopsida; Poales; Poaceae. The record is from RefSeq and is a predicted model, not a curated record. Gene Ontology annotation, cellular component: membrane.
UCUCCUCAUCUCUCUCUCUCUCUCACACACACACACACACAUCAUCUCCUCCGCCUCUCAACCAAGCCAAGAGCUCAGUGAAGCACCACCGGCCAUGGAGGGCAAGGAGGAGGACGUGCGCCUGGGCGCGAACCGCUACUCGGAGCGCCAGCCCAUCGGCACGGCGGCGCAGGGCGGCGGCGCGGACGAGAAGGACUACAAGGAGCCGCCCCCGGCCCCGCUCUUCGAGGCGGAGGAGCUCACCUCCUGGUCCUUCUACCGGGCCGGGAUCGCCGAGUUCCUGGCCACCUUCCUCUUCCUCUACAUCUCGGUGCUCACCGUGAUGGGCGUGGUGGGCAACCCUUCGGGGUCCAAGUGCGGCACGGUCGGCAUCCAGGGCAUCGCCUGGAGCUUCGGCGGCAUGAUCUUCGUGCUCGUCUACUGCACCGCCGGCAUCUCCGGCGGCCACAUCAACCCCGCGGUCACCUUCGGGCUGUUUUUGGCAAGGAAGCUGUCGCUCACCAGGGCCGUGUUCUACAUGGUGAUGCAGUGCCUGGGCGCGAUAUGCGGGGCUGGGGUUGUCAAGGGGUUCCAGACCACGCUGUACCAGGGCAACGGCGGCGGCGCCAACUCCGUCGCGCCCGGGUACACCAAGGGGGACGGCCUCGGGGCCGAGAUCGUCGGCACGUUCGUGCUGGUGUACACCGUCUUCUCCGCCACCGACGCCAAGCGCAGCGCCAGAGACUCCCACGUCCCCAUCCUGGCCCCGCUUCCGAUCGGAUUCGCGGUGUUUCUGGUGCACCUGGCGACGAUCCCCAUCACGGGCACCGGCAUCAACCCGGCGAGGUCGCUGGGCGCCGCCAUCAUCUACAACAAGAAGCAGGCGUGGGACGACCAUUGGAUCUUCUGGGUUGGCCCGUUCAUCGGCGCGGCGCUGGCGGCCAUCUACCACGUGGUGGUGAUCCGGGCGAUCCCCUUCAAGAGCCGCGACUAGUCCACCAAUCAAUCUGCCGACUGUGGAUCGAGUCUUCUUGUUUCUGUUGGAUUUUCUCCUUGCUCUUGAAAUGUAUUUCCCAUCAUAUAGCUUAUUUUCUAGUUUUGGAAGGUUUUCGGUCACGAUUCCCGGUGCAAAUUUGCAAAGCACGGUAAAAUUGAUGUAAAAUGUGUGUGGAUUGCAGAGGGCUCUAUGCCCAUACAAGGAAUAAUUCCUGGUAAA